Trypanosoma grayi is the source of this 1266-nucleotide messenger RNA. Its product is annotated as chaperone DnaJ protein. The record is from RefSeq and is a predicted model, not a curated record. Gene Ontology annotation, biological process: protein refolding; response to heat. Gene Ontology annotation, cellular component: cytosol; cytoplasm. Gene Ontology annotation, molecular function: ATP binding; Hsp70 protein binding. The transcript has a single exon. Bases 1 to 1266 code for a protein of 421 amino acids. NCBI's taxonomy places the organism in Eukaryota, Euglenozoa, Kinetoplastea, Trypanosomatida, Trypanosomatidae.
AUGGUGAAGGAGCUGGAGUACUACGAGCUCCUCGGCAUCGUCGUGGACGCGUCCGAGAACGACAUUAAGCGCGCCUACCGCCGCCUUGCGCUCAAGUACCACCCCGACAAGAACCCCGGUGAUAAUGAGGCGGCGGAGAAGUUCAAGAGCAUCAGCCACGCGUACGAGGUGCUUAGUGACCCGGAUAAGCGGCAGCUGUACGACGAACGCGGUAAGGCCGGUCUUGAGGGCGGCAUGGACGAGGGCGGCUUUGACCCCUCCGAUAUCUUCUCCAUGUUCUUCGGCGGCGGGCAACGGCAGCGUGGCGAACGCAAGCCGAGAGACCUCAUGCAUGAGCUCAAGGUGUCGCUCGACGACAUGUAUAACGGCAAGGUGAAGCGCGUCUCGGUGACGCGCGAUCGUCUGUGUGGGGUGUGCGACGGCGGCGGCCUGCGGCCCGGUGCGGAGCGGCGCACGUGUGUUAGCUGCAACGGCCAGGGCGUGCAGGUACACGUGCAGCAGCUGUUUCUCGGCAUGCAGCAGCGCACGCGGGUGACGUGCCAGGCAUGUGGCGGCGAGGGGAAGGUUGUGCGGGAUGUGGAUGUGUGCUCGCGGUGCCGCGGCAACCGCAUUGUGAAGGACCAGAAGGUGCUGGAGGUGCACGUCGAUAAAGGCAUGCAGCACGAGGACGUUGUGCGCUUUGACGGCGAGGGCGACGAGAUACCGGGCGUGCGGCUCAAGGGCGACGUGCUCAUCAUCAUCUCACAGAAGCCGCAUGAUACAUUCCGUCGUGUGGGCAACCAUCUCAUUAUGAACUGCAAUAUCACCCUGCAGGAGGCGCUCUGUGGCUUUCAGUUUUCGGUGCAGCACCUCGAUCGGCGCGCGCUACUGGUGAAGAUUGACCGCGGACAGGUGAUCGACCCCGAGGCGGCGUGGGUUGUGCGCGGUGAGGGCAUGCCGCUACCCAACACGGGCGGGCUGGAGCGCGGCAACCUCAUCAUCCACUUUGAGGUGGAGUACCCGACGCAGCUGAAGCCGAAGCAGUUAAAGAACAUUGCCACUGCGUUUGAUGUGGCGGAGUCGUUCCCGCCAGUGAAUGGAGAGAUUCUGCAACUGCGCGAUAUGGGCGCACGGCGGCAGCGAAAGAGCGGGUCGCAGCGUGAGGGACAGCAGCAGCGGCGGCGGCGGCGACGGCAGGAGGAGACGAUGUUCGGCAUGGGCGAAAGCCAGGUAUUGUUUGAGAACGGCCUCGGCGGGGCGCAGGCGGUGCAGUGCGCGCAGCAGUAG